This is a messenger RNA of Dentiscutata erythropus, 168 nucleotides long. Lineage: Eukaryota; Fungi; Glomeromycota; Glomeromycetes; Diversisporales; Gigasporaceae. The record is from the annotation of a GenBank genome assembly.
UCAUCAAUGAUUCAAGAACAGGUCAAUUGGGUAGAAAGGAAUGUGUUAGAAUCUUCAUCUGCCGCACAACAAAAAACAGCUAGAAAAGCUCCUGCGAGUAAUGAGGUGUAUCAAGUUUUUGAAAAUGAUCAUGAAAGAAAAAAGGCACUUCGUGUAUAUACUUUUUGA